CAGAAAAUAUAAACAUAAAAAGAAAAAAAAUAUGAAGUGAAAAUAACAAGUACCUGAGAACCACUUCCCUUGCCGCUUUGUUGCGUUUACGAUCCGCCUGCACCACAACAUGCCCAAGUACUACUGUGACUACUGCGACACCUACCUCACGCACGACUCGCCGUCAGUGCGCAAGACACACUGCCAGGGACGCAAGCACAAGGAGAAUGUCAAGAUUUACUACCAGAAGUGGAUGGAGGAGCAGGCACAGUCCCUCAUUGAUGCCACAACUGCUGCGUUCAAGGCGGGCAAGAUCCCCAAAGGAGCUGCCAUCCCGCCGCCCUCCGCCAUGCAGGGUGGAGGACCAGGCGGCCCGGGCGGCCCUGGUGGACCAGGGGGACCCGGACCCCAGAACAUGGGUGGACCAGGGGGACCACCACGGGGGCCGGGCAUGGGCAGCAUGGGACCCCCGGGCAUGGCAGGGGCCAACAUGCCCGGCAACAUGGGCAUGCCUCCCAUGGGGCCACGGGGACCCAUGAUGGGGCCGCCCAUGAUGGGGGGACCUCCGGGACCCGGGAUGCCACCGGGGAUGAUGCCAGGGAUGCGGCCUCCAAUGGGUGGGCCAAUGGGACCAAUGAUGAUGGGGCCGGGUGGGAUGCGGCCCCCGAUGAUGGCCGGCCCUCCGCAGAUCCGACAAUAACCCUCCUGGACGUGUCUGUGGCCCGGCCCGCCUCCUCCUUCCUCCCUCCCCAGCUUCUGUCUAUCUCCCUAACUGAUUUGUAUGUUUUAAAGAAUGCUAUUUUGAGUCACUAGGUGUGUAAGAUUAAGUAAAGGUUUUUUAUUA
This is a messenger RNA of Scylla paramamosain (green mud crab), 823 nucleotides long. RefSeq names its product U1 small nuclear ribonucleoprotein C-like (gene snRNP-U1-C). Bases 110 to 679 code for a protein of 189 amino acids. Gene Ontology annotation, biological process: mRNA splicing, via spliceosome; spliceosomal snRNP assembly; mRNA 5'-splice site recognition. Gene Ontology annotation, molecular function: zinc ion binding; pre-mRNA 5'-splice site binding. The record is from RefSeq and is a predicted model, not a curated record. Gene Ontology annotation, cellular component: nucleus; U1 snRNP. The transcript has 6 exons. Lineage: Eukaryota; Metazoa; Arthropoda; Malacostraca; Decapoda; Portunidae.